Saprolegnia parasitica CBS 223.65 is the source of this 1041-nucleotide messenger RNA. RefSeq lists its product as hypothetical. The transcript has a single exon. The annotation marks the transcript as partial. The record is from RefSeq and is a predicted model, not a curated record. Lineage: Eukaryota; Oomycota; Saprolegniomycetes; Saprolegniales; Saprolegniaceae.
GUGGCGUCGCCUGCCAACAGUGCCGAGCUCCUCAACCUCGUCGACUACAACAUUGCCCAGCUCAUUGCCGACAUGCAAGCGGUCGCAAAAGACGGCAUGAACGAGACGCUGCGCGCGAGCAUCCAGCGCAACAUGGAGCAGGCCAACGCGCUCGCGCUCAACAAGCUCCAAGGCAGCGACGAAAUGCUGCACGAGAUUGGCACGGUCACCAAGCCAUCCAAGCUCGAGGCGUUUGACCCAGCGCAGGGCAUUGACAUCGCCAACGGUGUUCAGAACGCAGUCCAGAACGUCCUGUCGCUCUUGGACCCGAACCCGAAGGUGUGCAUGCGCCUCGCCGAAGGCCGUGGCUUUGGAAAGCUCGUCCAGACCAAGUGCUUGGACGGCGAAGAGUCGUGGGGCGCGCUCUGCUACCCGAAAUGCAAGGAUGGCUACGAGAAGGUCGGCUGCUGCCUCUGCCGCAAGAAGGGCUGCAGCGGUGUGGAAGGCGUCCAUGACAUUGGCAUCUCGUGCACCAAGCCCAAGGCGUACGGCCGCGGCGUGGGCUACACACUUUGGCACCAGGACAAGUGCAUCCGUGAAAACCCCCAGGGCUGCGAGAAGCACCUCCUCAUGUGGUACCCCAAGUGCAAGCCGGGUUACCACAACUUUGGCUGCUGCCUCUGCACGCCCGACUGCCCUGCGGGCACCCACGACGACGGCGCGUUCUGCCGCAAGGACCACUAUGGCCGCGGUAUUGGCAAAGCCCGUCUCGGCUGCGACGACGGCUUGGACAAGAGUGGUCUCUUUUGCUACCCGCCGUGCCAACGCAACCAGAAUGGUCUUGGCCCGCUCUGCUGGCCCAAGUGCUCAGGGCCGACGCCGUUCCAGUGCGGCUUCUUCUGCACGUCGACAAGUGCGACGUGUGCGUCCAGUGCCGUCGAGAUUGCGGGCAGCGCGACCAAGAUUGCGCUCAGUAUCGUGGCGGAAAACUACGUCGGCGCGGUCAAAGAAACCGUCAAGGCCGGCUACAAGCUCAUUACAAUGGACAAGUGCCCCAAGUAA